Molecule: messenger RNA, 2289 nt
Organism: Psylliodes chrysocephalus
Lineage: Eukaryota; Metazoa; Arthropoda; Insecta; Coleoptera; Chrysomelidae
Source: the annotation of a GenBank genome assembly
AUGGAAGUUUCUCUCAAUUUGAAAAAUUGGAUACCUAAUGUUGUUUGUGGUUCAUGCUAUAAUAUGGUUAACCGAUUUGAGAAGCAUCAGAACAAGGAGAAACUUAAAUUUAAAACUCCAGCUAUAUGGAAGAAGCCUUUCGGUGCAAGUGAUUGCUACUUUUGCACGACAAAAGUUGAGACUGCGGGCCGAAUCCAUAAGAACAAAAUUUCUUAUUAUUCUGUAUCAAGUGUGCAACAACCAGUUGCAAAGUUUAUAGAAGGUUCAGAAGAUGAUACUUUACAAGACAGCCUGAUUAGUGGAUUCGAUACAAUGGAAGUCGACGUCGAUCCUGAGAAUGUAGCUCUUAAUGACGAAGAGUCUGCUACUGGCAGUGAAUCUGAUUUCAGUGAACCUGAUGAAAAAGUUCCUUCGAGCAGUGAUGAAGAGUACAGGCCUAUCAGUGAAGAGAAAAAGCCAGAAAAAUAUGACCAAAAACAUCUAAAUGAUUUAUUUAGAGAAGCUAAACUCUCGAAGGAAGCGGCUGAAAUAUUGGCUUCGAGUAUGAAAAGGAGAAAUCUUCUUACAAAAGGUGUUUCUGUUUCCACUGAUGCGCUCAAAAGGAAAGAAAUUAUCUUAUCUACUUAUAUAGCUGCCCAUUUCUCGAUCAGAAGUGUCAACCACUUGACUGACAUAUUGAACACAUUUUCUCAUUCACCAAGACUAGGAUUAGCUUCCACAUCCGCAGAAGGCCAAACAUUUCAUUUACAUAAAACGAAAUGUGCAGCAAUAAUUCGGAAUAUCAUUGCGCCCUCUCUAUUAAAACAACUAGUUAACGAUGUAGGUGACAUGUUUUAUUCUCUAAUAAUAGACGAAUCAACAGAUGUGAGCACUGAGAAGCUUUUGUGCCUAAAUAUUAAGUACUAUUCUGUGAAAGAUAAUGAUAUAAAGGUUCAAUUUCUCAGAUUUAUAUCUGUUGUGAAAACCACAUCUGAAGAUUUAUACCAAGCUGUGUCUGAGUUUCUGUUGGCCAAUAAAUUUGAUAUUAAAAAGUUAUUAGACGAAUCAACAGAUGUGAGCACUGAGAAGCUUUUGUGCCUAAAUAUUAAGUACUAUUCUGUGAAAGAUAAUGAUAUAAAGGUUCAAUUUCUCAGAUUUAUAUCUGUUGUGAAAACCACAUCUGAAGAUUUAUACCAAGCUGUGUCUGAGUUUCUGUUGGCCAAUAAAUUUGAUAUUAAAAAGUUAUUAGGAUCAUAUUUUUACGUUUAUAAAAUUUGCUGUAAAACCUUCCAACCUAUUAAAGAUAUGUUUUCUAGAUUUAAUUCUAGUAUGUAUAAGCCACAAAAUAAAAAUAAUCAGGAUGUUACUAACGAUCCUGCUGAGGUUGAGGUAGAAGAAGUUAUUUCGUUAUGACGCCCUUUACAACGAUUUAUCUGCCAGCUGCAUACCAACGAGCUACCUUUGAGACAUCUUUUUCUACACCUUGAUGGCCAAACAACCGGUCCUAGUGCGUUUGUAGGUGUACUGGGCCAGCUUGUAGCCCGAUGUGAAAAUUUGCCAGUUGUGCAAUAUGAAGUUAUUGGCUGUAAAUUACCGGAAGUACAGUGUAGCGACUUAAGUACCGAUCAGAAAUACCUUUACAAAAUUUGCCGUGCCAUAUCCACUGGUCAAUGUUCUGUAGAUUUAGCAAACCAGAAUCCAGGAAAAUUGAGCCAUUCCCGAUGGCUUACUUUGGCAAACCGCUUAUUACGUUUGUAUAUUUCCACCAAAGAACCCAGUUCCAAUUUGAAAGAACUGACAAAUUUCAUUCUUAAAGUCUAUGCUCCAAUGUGGUUUUUAAUUAAACAAAACAACUCUUGUACAAAUGGAGCAAAGCAUGUAUGGCAAACCAUUAAGCAAAGUCGAUAUUUAAGAGACGAUCUGAAAGCAAUCAUUGACCCAGUUAUCCAACGAAAUUCAUUUUUUGCACAUCCGGAAAACCUACUAUUAUGUAUGUUAAAAAUGAAGUUUGAUGCAGAUGACUAUACUACUUUAAUAGACUGGCAAAAUAAUGAUAUCACUCCUCCUCCACUACUUCAACAUUUAGAAUUAGGCGAACUAGAAAAUAUAAUAAAAGAAACCCCAAAUAAAGUCAUUGAGAUUACAUCUUACCCCUGUCACACGCAAGCUGUGGAGAGAUGUGUAAAAUUAGUGACGGAAGCAUCGUUAUCAGUUGUAGGUAGUAAAAAGCGAGAUGGAUUUAUAAAAGCAAGAUUAGAUUCUCGUAAAUUAAUGCCACAAUUUGAAAGCAAAAAGGACUUUACACAAUAA